AUGGCAUCGCUUCCGUAUUCUGGUUUGGAGGUCGCUUCCACUUCAGAUCCGGAAUUCGCUGGUAGUACUGACCAGGAUACGCACAAGUACCCGCGAUACGCUGGGGCCUUUACAGACACAGACAAGAUCCCAUAUCAAAACAUCACAUCUGUGCAUGAGGAGCCGACCGCACGAACGAUAUGUGGCCUGCGGAAGAAAACGUUCUGGAUCGGUGUGGUUGCCGCCAUCAUCGUUGUUGGCAGUGCCGCGGGCGGUGGAGUGGGCGGAUCGCUUGCGACAAUCAAAUCCAGCUCUACCAGCUCUAUCAGCAGUACCAAGACACCCGAGACCAGCACACUGAAAUCGACUUCAACAACAACACCACCACCACCACCACCACCACCACCCACAUCAACAACUCAGACCGUCAGCACGACCACCAUCCUCGGCCCAGCAUACAGCCCCCAACCCACACUCCUCCGCGACUGCCCCUCCGCGAACAACACCGUCCGCACCGUAACCUACGGCAGCGCAUCCUACAGCUUCCGCAAACUCUGCAACGGGAGCUACCUCAACAUCCGCGGUGUGACUGCUCACGUACAAGGCAUAGUGAAGAGUCUCGACGAAUGCAUCGACAGAUGCGUGCAGCAUAACCAGGACAACCGCGCCGAUAUCCAGGCCGGUAAAGACCCUCUUUGCAAUACCCGCCGGAGCAAACCGGAUAAUUGGACCAUCGAACUCGCACGGACAGAGGCGAAACUGCACGACGUGGUCAUCGAAAAGGCCGAAAGCAUACGCUAG
Messenger RNA from Alternaria arbusti, 780 nucleotides. RefSeq lists its product as uncharacterized. NCBI's taxonomy places the organism in Eukaryota, Fungi, Ascomycota, Dothideomycetes, Pleosporales, Pleosporaceae. The coding region runs from base 1 to 780 and encodes 259 amino acids. The record is from RefSeq and is a predicted model, not a curated record. The transcript is spliced from 2 exons.